Trypanosoma rangeli is the source of this 555-nucleotide messenger RNA. RefSeq lists its product as uncharacterized. Lineage: Eukaryota; Euglenozoa; Kinetoplastea; Trypanosomatida; Trypanosomatidae. Bases 1 to 555 code for a protein of 184 amino acids. The record is from RefSeq and is a predicted model, not a curated record. The transcript has a single exon.
AUGUUGUGUGUUCUAGAAUUUGCCCUGUGGGUGGUUGCGUAUGUGAAGCCGCUUGUGAUGGGAGUAUAUCUCUGCCGCUGCUUGCGCGAGGGACAACCGGUUGACGCGACUCUUAUUACUAACUUGACGCUGGCCAUGAUGCUUCUGUGGCUGCUGGAAGUGCUGGACUCACUCGUUCUCGCACAUCUCCUCUCAAUGCGAGCACUCUACAUUUGUGGCCGCAUCAUUUUGUCUCUCUAUCUGCUCCACCCGCAGUUUCGCGGGGCGACCCGCGUGUACAACCGCUUUCUUGCCGUCUCCGUUGCUCGCUACGCGCCGCUUGUGGACGACCUCAUGGCGCAGCAUCUUGUGGAGCUCGAGCGCUCCGGCAUCUUUUGUUAUGUGGGCACUGCAGGGCGCUCGGUGAUUCUCGCUGCCAGGGUUCUGCUAGACUUUGUACAGCAAUUGGUGUUUUCCUCAGCACCAGCAUCACUUUUGCCGCAACCGGAACAAUGCCCGAAGGCUGUGGUCUUUCCGGAGGCCUCACCACAGUUCAUAGAUAUUUUUUCGCAUUAA